GCCAUUUCUACCGCUGCGUUCCUGUCAACUUCCGAUUAUCCAGCAUCACAGCCCUGUUCGAAUAGGUGCGAUUUAUUAGACACAAAGAUGGCUUCUGCAGUUGCUAUGGGCCUGGGUGUUGCCACCGCGGCUUUUCUGGGUCGCGCUGGAUACGUUGCGCUGCAGCGUUACCGAGGCGGUGUUAAUAAGGUGGGACGCGCAUUCUACAAGGGAGGCUUUGAACCUAAGAUGACCCGCCGCGAGGCCUCCCUGAUUCUGGAACUCUCAGAGCGAACUCUGACCAAGGACAAAGUCCGGAAAAACCAUCGACAGCUGAUGCUGCUCAACCAUCCUGACCGAGGCGGCAGUCCGUACUUGGCCACGAAAAUCAACGAAGCGAAGGAGCUGCUCGACAAACAUGUAUGAUGCUGCACAGAAGGUGCAAUGGAUGUGGUGUAUUAUAUAAUGGGGGGUUGUGUGAUUGAUUGUGUAUACGUAUUGUUGGCAUAGCACGGCGUUUCUGUGGUAUUUGUGAUUGAAGCAUGCCUUUGCUUAUUCAUUACUGAUAUCGCCUCUCAUGAAUUUACUCAAAUUGUCUUCUUUACUGUCGCUUGCUCGACACCGUUAACAUACCACCUAUGCUAGCACCCAGCAACUAGAGACGCGAUAUAACAUAUGUAAAAUACAUAAUAUAUAGAUACUCCAUAGUCCAAGCCCGGCCACAAGACAUAUGCUAUCAACCAUCCUUCA
This is a messenger RNA of Talaromyces proteolyticus, 729 nucleotides long. RefSeq names its product putative mitochondrial DnaJ chaperone. The transcript has 4 exons. Bases 88 to 405 code for a protein of 105 amino acids. Gene Ontology annotation, molecular function: ATPase activator activity. NCBI's taxonomy places the organism in Eukaryota, Fungi, Ascomycota, Eurotiomycetes, Eurotiales, Trichocomaceae. Gene Ontology annotation, cellular component: PAM complex, Tim23 associated import motor. Gene Ontology annotation, biological process: protein import into mitochondrial matrix. The record is from RefSeq and is a predicted model, not a curated record.